Symbiodinium necroappetens is the source of this 2581-nucleotide messenger RNA. The record is from the annotation of a GenBank genome assembly. Lineage: Eukaryota; Dinophyceae; Suessiales; Symbiodiniaceae.
AUGCCGACCGUAAGCGUCUUCUAUGACUGCUUGCAGAAAGCAUUGGGGAACGAUGUGACAGAGGAGAGUUUUGACGAGCUUUGCUUCGAGUUUGGCCUUGAGCUGGAUGACGUCACCUCUCAGAAGGAGAUGGUCGAGAAAGAGCGAGGCGCAGAUGCGGCUGCAGACAUGAGUGAUCGGGUCAUUUUCAAAGUGGAUGUGCCCGCAAAUCGAUACGAUCUCCUGUGCAUUGAGGGCCUGGUUAGAUCUCUACAAAUUUUCAAGGGAGUGAUACCAGCGCCACUUUACAAGUUGUCUAUGCCAAAGCCUUUGCCACAGAUGACAAUGACGGUGAAGAAGGAGACUGCGCAGAUUCGACCCUUCGUUGUCUGUGCAAUUCUCCGAAAUGUCACCUUUGACAAGGACAGAUAUGAUAGCUUUAUCGAGUUGCAGGACAAGCUGCAUCAGAACAUCUGCCGAAAGCGGACUCUUGUCGCCAUCGGAACACACGACCUGUCAACCCUCAAGCCUCCUUUCACUUACGAGGCCUUGCCUCCCAACCAGAUCCACUUUACCCCACUGAACCAGACUGAAGAGAUGGAUGGGAACAGAAUGAUGGAGGUCCUGUCUGCACACCAGCAACUCAAGACAUACCUGCCCAUCAUUCGAAGCAGCCCAGUCUAUCCGGUCAUCUACGACAGCAACCGCGUGGUUCUGUCUCUGCCGCCCAUCAUUAACGGCGAACACUCAAAGAUCAAAAUGGAGACCAAGGACGUCUUCAUUGAGUGCACCGCCACGGACCUUACGAAGGCUAACAUCGUGCUUAACACCGUCGUGGCGAUGUUUGCGGAAUAUUGCAAGGAGCCCUUUGUCGCUGAACCCGUUGAGGUGAUAUAUGAGAGCGAUUAUCCGGGCAACAGCUUCAUCCAGCCUGGCGACAAGCGCCUCUACCCUGCGCUGGAGCCCAGAGCGAUGAAGGCCAAGAUCAGCCGAAUGAAGGCUUCCCUCGGCUUGGACAAGCUCAGUGGUGCCCAAGUCAGGGAUUACCUGCGCAAAAUGAGCCUGCCGUGCGACAUCGAUAGCAAGGACGCCGACAUCUUGGACGUUCAAGUGCCCAUCACGCGCAGUGACAUCAUGCAUGAGUGCGACCUCAUCGAAGACCUGGCUAUCGCUUAUGGGUACAACAACCUUGAGACCUCCGUGCCUCAAACCGUGGCUGUGUCUGCUGGACAGCCUGUCAAUAACUUGUCCGACCUGGCCCGCGGCGAGCUGGCAAUGGCCGGAUACACCGAGUGCAUGAAUUGGUCGCUCCUGUCCAAGAAGGAGAACUUCACCUUCAUGAGGCGAGAAUCCAAGGUGGAGGAGCUUUGGAGAACGGUCAAGCAGCCUUACGAGUACAUUCCGACAGCCCCGGCGGUCUCGGUGUCGAACCCGAAGACCAAGGAUUUUGAGAUCAUCAGGACCUCCAUGAUGCCAGGCAUCUUAAAGACCCUGGCCAACAGCAAGCAGUUACCGCCUCCCAUCAAGCUGUUCGAGGUGGGCGACGUAGUGAUUCAGGAGCCCACGAGGGAGGUCGGCUGCAAAAACGUCCGACGGCUGGUGGCAGUACACGCCAACAUGCGAAGUCAGUUCUCAUUGCUGCAUGGAGUUCUGGACCAGCUCAUGUACUCCCUAAACUGCGAGCCGGAGCAUGAGCACAAAGAGGGCUCCAAGAGGCGAACCUUCAAGUUGGUGCCCAGCGAGGAUCCAGCCUUCUUUGUGGGCAUGCAGGCACACGUGGUGUGCGAGGGCAUAAAUAUCGGAAUCAUCGGCGAAUUGCACCCAGAGGUCCUGAGCAGUAAGGGCUUCGACAUCAAUUUGCCUACCUCGUCCGCAGAGCGCUUCAAGAGUGCCUACGUCGUGUCCCUAGCCCUGGCCUUGCCGGCCCCAGCAUCCAGUGCCAUGGUGCUUCCCGACCUAGUCGUUACCAAGCAGUGGCCUGAACAAGCUAACAGUGUGGAUGACCUGGGACUGGCCGUAAUCCCACUCUUGCAGCAGAACAGCUUUGCUUUGCGUGGGGCCGGUGAGCCAUCAGGUGACCGCACUCGACUCGUGCAGAAAGUCCGACUGCAUGAUGCAAGGUUGCCGAUCAAUCCCCGGGUCGAGCGAGAUGCAUGCAGCGAGUACCUUCUCCUCUCCGAGCUCCACGGGUUUAUCGAGACCUGCUACUCUGUUUGCCUCUGGUUCGUCUUGCGGGAAGCCAUGGCUCUGACGUUGCUGGCGCUGAUCUGCGCGGCCAAGGCAGCCGCCGGUGAGAUUGAGCAGGUGGCAGUUGGCUAUGAUCACACAUGCGUGCGAGGCUCGAAUGGUUUCGUCAAGUGCUGUGGCCUCAACAACCAAGGCCAGUUGGGCCUGGGCACCACCGACAAUAUGGGUGAUGGAAGCAGUGAGAUGGGGGACCACCUCCCUGCCGUGGCGCUCGGCACCGGACGCUCGGCAUUCGAAGUUGCUGCUGGUGACAGACACACAUGUGCCAGGCAGGACGACGGCACUGUCAAGUGCUGGGGCAACAACGACCACGGCCAGUUGGGCCUGGGCACCACGGACAGUAUGGGCGAUGGAA